AUGGAAGAGCUGGAUGAGGCCCCUGUGUCACCCCCAUGCACAAAGAAGAAAAAAAUGGCUGAAAAGAAAGAAAAAGAAUCCAGGAGAAUCUGGGAGCAUGUAAAUAUUGACGAAUUCCAGGUUCCUGAUUCAAGUUUUGCACCCCCGGAUUCUGUCAAGACAUUUCAAUAUUUCAAGAUGCUCUUCACUGAUGAGAUGAUUCUACAUAUCGCUCAUCAAACCAACCUGUACUCUGCCCAUGAGCUGGGGGAUCCAAUCAAAACUAACCCUUGUGAGAUUGAGGAUUUCCUGGCUAUGCUACUUUUUAUGGGAGUUUUCAACUUCCCGGCAAUGGAAGAUUACUGGCACCCUGCAUCACGUUUUAACUUGAUUGCUGAUAUCAUGCCGAAAAGGAGAUUCACACUGUUACAGUGUUACAUUCACUUCAACGAUAAUCAGCAGUGUGAUGGCAUACCUGACAGAUUUUACAAAAUCUGGCCCCUUUUUGAGAUGCUUCGUAAGCAAUGUCUCCUUAUCCCGUCCACUUACAAGCACAGUGUGGAUGAAGUCAUGGUGUCUUAUAAAGGCACAAGGGCUGGCACUCUCCGCCAAUAUUUUGCCAAUAAACCUGACAAGUGGGGCUUCAAAGUGUUCUGCCGUGCCCGUUCUUCUGGCAUCAUCCAUGGCCUACUGCUCUAUCAAGGGCCGUCCACAUUCUUCAAUGUUGAUCUAAUUGUCUUCUGUGACAACUACUUCACUAGUUUCGACCUGGUCCUGAGCCUGCAUGCAAAUCUGAGCAUUAAAUGUAUCGGCACAGUCCGCUCAAACCGCAUCGGGGGAGCUCACCUGAUAGAAGAUGAAGAGCUGAUGAAGAGAGGAUGUGGGGCUCUUCAUUACAAGUCCACUGAAGGUGUACUUGCAGUCAAAUGGUACGAUAACAAAUGUGUCACUCUCCUCAGCAAUGCCUCUGGGAUCAAGCCUCUUACAAGUGUCCAACGGUGGAGCAAAGAUGCAAAAGUGAAUAUUGCUGUCCAAUGCCCAUCACUUAUUGCUGCCUAUAAUCAGGAUAUGAGUGGCAUUCAUCUUUCCGACAUGCUGGUUCAUCUGUACAAGACCCCAGCUAAAUCACAACGCUGGUACUUCCCCCUGUUUGGAUACGCCCUUGAUCUGUGCAUUUCCAAUUCUUGGUUUGUCUACAAGAGAGACUGUGACCUACUGAAGGAAAAACCAAUGCCUCUCAAAAUGUUUCGUCUGGCUGUGGCCCACAGUUUGAAACAAGUCAACAAGCCAGCACCUAGAGUUGGUCGGCCAUCAUCUGCUAGUCCACCACAAAUGUCCUGUGAGAAGAAGCGCCUUCCCCCAAGACCCCCACAACCAGACAUACGCUACGACAACUAUGGACAUUGGCCACUUCACACUGACAACCUGGGACGGUGCAGCCUCUGCCCAAAGGGUGUGUCCUGUGCUUCAUCGGAGAGAGGGAUUGCUUUGUAG
Messenger RNA from Periophthalmus magnuspinnatus, 1473 nucleotides. RefSeq names its product piggyBac transposable element-derived protein 2-like. The transcript has 2 exons. Lineage: Eukaryota; Metazoa; Chordata; Actinopteri; Gobiiformes; Gobiidae. The record is from RefSeq and is a predicted model, not a curated record. Bases 1 to 1473 code for a protein of 490 amino acids.